GACGCGUCACACAAACACACUUUCAGCUUAACCCCACCCAAAUGGUACCCCACGCUUUGACUUUGGCGGCUGCCAGAGCAACGAUUUCUUCUGCGUCUAAAUACAUCGGGAAAAGGAGUUUUUAUCCCUAUGCGUCGCCCUACCUACCACAUGGUUCAAGCUCAUAUUUGAACCCAAUGGCGCAAGGAUUGGUGCCCAUUGUCAUUGAGCAGACCGGACGCGGGGAACGCUCAUAUGAUAUAUACUCUCGCCUGUUGCGUGAAAGAGUGAUCAUGCUCUAUGGCCCUAUUCACGAUGCUGUCUCAGCAUUAAUAGUCGCACAAUUGCUCUUCCUGGAGGCUGAAGAGACUCACAAGCCUAUACAUUUAUAUGUAAACAGCCCUGGCGGGAGCGUCACGGCGGGAAUGGCGAUUUAUGACACUAUGCAGUACGUAUCAUCUCCAAUUCAUACAUAUUGUGUUGGGCAGGCGUGCUCGAUGGGCAGCCUAAUCCUUGCCGCUGGUGCGAGGGGCCAUCGCCAAUCACUCCCAAAUUCCAACGUAAUGAUACAUCAACCAUCCGGCGGAGCGACUGGGCAGGCUUCGGAUAUAGCAAUUCAUGCUAAAGAAAUCCUCCGCUGGAGAAGUCGUCUUACCGACAUCUACGUUCGUCAUUGUCGCAGAGGCGUGGCAACAGAUGCAGUAAGCGAUGAGACGGCAGAAGCGGCAUCAAAGCGCUUUGAAAUAGCACUGGAGAGAGACUACUUUAUGACUGCGGAAGAAGCUCUCGAUUUUGGAAUCAUUGAUAAAAUCGUAGAGAACCGUCCAAACCAAGUUUCCCAAACUCCCGAUUAAGAGGCCAAAGAAACAGCCAUCUAACCCAGCCAUACUUUUCCUUACGAUAUCAUUCUAUUCUUCGAUGAA
Messenger RNA from Cantharellus anzutake, 902 nucleotides. RefSeq names its product Clp protease-domain-containing protein. The transcript is spliced from 7 exons. The coding region runs from base 42 to 833 and encodes 263 amino acids. Lineage: Eukaryota; Fungi; Basidiomycota; Agaricomycetes; Cantharellales; Hydnaceae. The record is from RefSeq and is a predicted model, not a curated record. Gene Ontology annotation, biological process: protein quality control for misfolded or incompletely synthesized proteins. Gene Ontology annotation, cellular component: endopeptidase Clp complex. Gene Ontology annotation, molecular function: ATP-dependent peptidase activity; serine-type endopeptidase activity; ATPase binding.